Messenger RNA from Wickerhamiella sorbophila, 1419 nucleotides. RefSeq names its product Restriction of telomere capping protein 5. Lineage: Eukaryota; Fungi; Ascomycota; Dipodascomycetes; Dipodascales; Trichomonascaceae. The transcript has a single exon. Bases 1 to 1419 code for a protein of 472 amino acids. The record is from RefSeq and is a predicted model, not a curated record.
AUGGGGCAGGGCCAAAGCCAACCAACGGCAAGGGGCGAUCCGGCACUAAAACUAUCGCGGACGGCCAGGCGCUUCUUGACAGAGUUAGAUAAACUGAGCCUAGCAAAGCAGCAGAUCAAUGAGGAAGACGUCCCCCGGUUACUAGGCAUAAACGGUUGUGCAGGAGCUGACGUAUACCUCAGGGUGGCUCAGUUUUUCGCCUCGUACCCCAUUGGCUUGUCGAAAAGGCUCGACAUUUCUCAGAAUGUUCCUACGGUCAUUGCAUUUUUCAAUAGGAAUAUUUUGACGCCUCUGGGUAUCUCGGAUCAAGACUAUAUUCGCCUUUUGUUUUUGUCAAUUGCCGCCACUGCCAAUAAGGAGGAGACUGCUCCGUCGCUAGAGCUGGUUUCCUCGCUGGAUAUUGAAAAGUACUAUAUUGCAUACCAGGAUCUGCUGGAUCUGUGGUCAUUGUUGGUGUCUGUUUACGAUAAAGCGCCUGCUGCCAAGUUUGACAUCGAUGUCACCACAAAAGACAAGCGGGUGGCUGAGCGGUUGCUCAAAAGUGUAAAGGCGCCCGUUAUUUCUUUUGACUCAUUCCACAGGCUCAUGAAUUUGUACCCCGCUAUUCUGAGCUCUCUGUCAAUCAUCUUUGACCAACUCCUCUACCCCGACAGGCAGGAGGAGCCUGCACCUAGCAUUCCAGAUAUUCCACGGGAUUAUCUUUGUGAGCUGUUUUUAGCUCUCGGGACCAAUACACACACCAUGAUCAGUCUUUACAAUGGCCGCGAACACGGGUUCUCUAUGCAGGCCCUGCAGUCAAAGGUAUCCGACUGGCGAACCCCAACGCUGCUGCUCGUGUCGGGUCAUAUAUUGGACACUGCUUCUCCGUUGCUGGAUAUAGUGGCUCCAAGGGUUCCUGGUGUCAAGGCCCGCAAAGUUAAGCGUGUGGCUUUCGCUGUUUACAUUCAUGGCAAUUGGCGGCAGGUGGGUAACUUUGGCGACAAUGAAACCAAGAUUAUCCAACUCUCACCUGAAUUUGAUAUUUAUAAAGCUGUGGGCCCAUCGGAUCACGCGUAUUUUUCUUCCAAGCGAGGCCUGAGUUUCGGCGCUCCGCUGCCUAAAAACGAUGAGCCAGGGAAACCGAUCAAGAUCGGCAACCUGUCCCUGUUUUUAGACAGUUCGUUCGAGUUUGGUGUGUUUAGAAAUCUCGGCCCUGGCGGUGCGUUUGUUUCUUGUUCCGGUGACAAUGAAGAAUACGAAGACCGGUUUGAAAUCAACCGCAUCGAACUGUGGGGAAUCGGCGAUAAAGAAGAACUGGAAGAGCAAUACCGCAAAAUGGAUCUUCAAGCAAAGUUCCUCCAACAACAAAGACGCCGUAACGAUCCCGAAGACAGGGCAAUAUUGGAGAUGGCCGGUUUGGUGGGGCAAUAUCCACAGUAG